Messenger RNA from Colletotrichum godetiae, 653 nucleotides. RefSeq lists its product as uncharacterized. Lineage: Eukaryota; Fungi; Ascomycota; Sordariomycetes; Glomerellales; Glomerellaceae. The transcript has a single exon. The record is from RefSeq and is a predicted model, not a curated record. The coding region runs from base 108 to 452 and encodes 114 amino acids.
CGGUGGGGCCUCGCUGCCUCGCUGGGCAACUGCCAACUCUAGAAAAACAUCGCGCCUUCCUCGCGCAGGAGGGCACAGCUCGGCUAACACGGAAGUCGCCAACCUAGAUGCUCUUGCCUUCUCUCAAUUUUUUUUAUUUCUUUUUAUUCAAUUUACUCCGGAAUUCUUCGUGGCCUCGGAGUCUGCUUGCAUCCUGGGAUACCAGACAAGUUGGUACCUAUCUUGGAUUUAUGCUAGUACCUAGGUAUACAUCCCAGGCGACUUCUUUAUGCGGCUUCUCUCUCUCCCGCAUUCCUCGCAAGACAUCCAACUCCCAACUCCGCUUUCAUGUAUUCGACUGCCCACCACGAUAUUCAAGCUUAAUGCUAGUCGUUAUUAUACGAUGGGACAAUGUUCAUCAGCUUCUAGUCCCUCGUUCAUUUGACAACUUUCCGAACGGCAAGGUAAGGUAGCCAGCCACCGAUCGUUUCUUCCACCACUAAUCCCAAUUUGGACACGACAAAGGCGCUCUGGAGUCUCAACUUGCUUCCCCUUUGGCCUUACGAACACGCUCACGAAGCUUUUUCCCACCCAACUGACUACCUACCUAAAUGACCGACUUCCGGCCAUGGGGCUAAGAAAAGAAAUCAAGCUUGAGGCUUUUUGGCACCCUG